This is a messenger RNA of Callorhinchus milii (elephant shark), 1483 nucleotides long. RefSeq names its product tetratricopeptide repeat domain 1 (gene ttc1). Gene Ontology annotation, molecular function: protein binding. The record is from RefSeq and is marked provisional. Lineage: Eukaryota; Metazoa; Chordata; Chondrichthyes; Chimaeriformes; Callorhinchidae.
AUUACUUCUGUAAAUGGAUCCUGAUUCGAAAAACGUGGACCUUUCGGAAAAAUUGGGAACUAUUCUAAACAUUUCAGAGAGUGAAACAAAAGGGCAGGAUGUAACAUCUAAGAAGUUGAGUUGCGGUGAAUCAGCUGACAGCAGACAGGUGCCUGUGGAGAAUAGCACUUUGGGAGCCUGCGGGGAUACAGAGAAGCCACAAAUUGCUCACGUCAGUUGUGAUCAAGAAACAGUAGAAGAACACUUCUAUGAGUGCAGAGAAUCACUGGAGUCUGAUGACUGUGGAACUGCUGAGUGUGUGGAGGGUGCGGCAAGUCUGUCGCCUGAGGAUGACAUUGAAGUAAUGAAAACUAAAAAGCUUGAAUUUGAUGAAGAAUAUUUGCGAGAGCUGGAAAAAGAUCUACCAGAGGAAGAGAAAAAGAAAAGACAAGAUGAAAGUCUGAAGUUAAAAGGAAAUGGAAAUGAACAGUUUAAAGGAGGAGAGUACACAGAAGCAGAGACUUCGUACACCAAGGCUCUUGAGGUUUGCCCCGCUUGCUACCAGAAGGACAGAUCCAUUUUGUAUUCCAAUAGAGCUGCUGCUAGAAUGAAACUGGAAAAGAAGGAAGAUGCCAUCUCUGAUUGUACCGAAGCUAUUCAAUUAAAUCCCAAUUACAUUCGUGCUAUACUGAGGCGGGCUGAGCUGUAUCAGCAAACAGAAAAGCUUGAUGAAGCGCUGGAAGACUACAAAAUGGUUGUAGAGAAAGAUCCUUCAGUGGUACAAGCUAGAGAAGCCUGUAUGCGAUUGCCACAACAGAUUGAAGAGAGAAAUGAGAAAAUGAAGGAGGAAAUGAUGGGAAAACUGAAAGAUCUCGGCAACAUGAUUCUUCGACCAUUUGGUCUGUCAAGUGACAACUUCCAGUUAAAUAAGGAUCCCAACUCUGGCUCUUACUCUGUCAAUUUUGUUCAAAAUCCAAACAAUAAUGAUAGGUAACGGGUUUGUCUCGUAACAGGCCCAACCCAAGAGUUUCCUGGAGAAAAAGUGUUUUUAUUUUGCAGGCUGGUAAGAAAUUCAGAGUGGCUAUGUUUCAAUAAGAUGUUCAUUUACAGUUAGAAGCUGCACUUGUUUUACCGCACUUAAACUGCCAUUGUUGUGUCCAAUGACCAGUAAUGAAGCCAUUACAUUUAUUUUGUGACUACACCUGAAUAAGUACUAAAGCAAACAUAACACUUCCAUGCUUAGAAGCAGAUAUGUUACGACAUUGAUCUCACAAACAGCAGUUAAAAGGUGCCGUGUGACCAUUGUAUAUAUAUAUUGUUUGCUGUGAUUUUUUGAUAUCUGCAAAUACUGCUGUUUGUUUACCUGUGUAAUAUUAAUCAUGCUGGGUUAUCAUUAAUACCAAUGCCUUACUCUCUCUGAGUAAAAAAAACAAAGCUAAAAUGAGAAUAUAUGAAUAAGUAAGAGCAUUCUGGAAAUAAAAAUGUAAUUGUAAUUCCUUCUGUU